GCCAGCAACUCCAGAUGGGCGUCCCAUCAAAAAGGAUCGCUGUGUUUCUUUGCUUGAUCAUCCUUCAUCAGGACUUGGUCAUCGCCAGAUCACAUUAUGAUCUUGAGCUCAUCACUUCUCCACGUCUAACGACUCCAGUAGAAACAGCUGACGACUAUCUAUUGUCCAACCAAACAAUGACAUCGAAUGAGCUCACUCUUUCAUCGUCAAGGGCCUUGGGGAGAGAGAAACGUUUGUUUGGUUUGGUACUGUUUAUCGUCAGCAUUGUUGUCACCGCUGUUGCAACUACAAUAGAGACAAUCUAUGACAUCCAUGGAUGCUGUGGUCUUGGUUUUGAUUACCUUUGCAGUUUUGAAGCCAAUUUCAAAAGAAAACAAUGUGAAAUCAAAGACAGAGCAGAAAAAGUGGACAAAAGGCUUCAGGAAGCUGUAAAGAAAAAGGAUAAAUUGGAAUGUCUGUCCAAAGUUGUGGAAGGGUUUUGGACGGAAAUCUCUCGUCUGGUCAACUUGCAACAAGAAUUUAUAGAGUUAAUUGCUCCUGGUUUGAAAGACAGUUUAAUGAGAAAACAAAACAAAAUACAAAUUGUUAUUCGAGAUGCCAAACGUGACCUAACUGAAGACGAUUUGAGGGAUUUUGAACAUGAAUUACAACAGGGAGAGCUUGCAUUAAAACUCUCUAUUGGAUGGUCAAGCGCUGCUCUGCCUGGAUUCGCAUUGUUAGGACGAACAACUUGGAAAGCAUUCAAAUUUAACCAGCUUUAUCAGACUCUGAAAUCAACCCAACUCGAAACAUUACUCAAAGCAUCACCUAGAGGAAAAGAAUUAGUUGGCUUUACUCGUACCUCUGCUAAAGGAUUUAUCAAAGGCAUUGCCAAGACUCGAUUUGCAGCUAAAACAACAACGCUGACCAAAGGAAUGAAGAUCGUUAAAUAUGGUGGCUGGGUUAUGUCACUAUUCAGCAUCGCAAUGGACAUUUUUAGCACAGUCUGUAUUUUGAUGGGCUGUGACAACAAGGUGGAUGAAGCGAAGAAGGCCAUGGCAACACUACAAGAACCUGAAAAAAAUGUCACUGCGAUGGAGACAAAGAUUAAAGAAUAUGAAGAUGCUAUUAAGACAGAGAUGGAAGAUAAAAUCGUAGCAGAGUUAAGAAAAGCGGACCUUCACAACGCCCUUGAACAGGUGAAAUUAACCAUUAAGAACCUACCCACAGGACAGCGAACAUGGUUAACAGAAGAUUGUGUAGAUUCAAUCAUUCCAAACGCACUCAAAACCUUCAGUACUUCCAAUAACUACGUUGUUCUCAAGGACGACCUCAAAUACGUGAUCGAAAACUGUGUUUCGCCGUUAAAGUAUGCUUACGAAUGUCUAAUAAGCCGAACGAAAGUCAGGAACAGUGUCUUGGAAAGUUGCCUCAUUGGUGCUGGUGAAUUUGACGAAAUUUAUGGAAGCGCAUUACAAAAAGAAGGCACGAAAAAAGAGCAAUGUAUAAAAGACGGCGAGCCUUACACCCCAGAGAAUGACUAUCUAAAAAGUCUCGAGGAAUUCAGUCGAAGAGAUGGUUUUUCAAUUCCUUGUAGACUGAACAGCGAGCCUUUCAAGGAUGACGUCUGCGAUAAAAAAAGGAGAGGUAAAUCGCCCAAAGAAAUAGCUAAAAGUGUUAAUAUGAAUGUAACUGAUGUACAGAAGGUGUUAGAAAAGUGCAAACUGGGAGAGGAUUACUUUAGCGCAGUACAAAUCUCCCGCGUUUGCACGAUGAAGUCAUUUUGUGAUGAUCUUGAGAUUAUUGCAGAAGAUUUCGAAGAUGAGUUUAGAAAGUCAAUCUCAAUCGAGAAAAUCAAAACUAUGCCAUGUCCUGAUGAGAAAAAAAAUGAUGACUGUCCUAUACUUUACGACUGAGCGAGUACACGAUGCUACAAUAUAACUUAAAUGAGUUAAUUUAACAUGUUAAAAUCGGGUAUGAGUUAUUUUCACCUCUUUUUAAAGUGUAAUGAUAAAAAGUAAAAACUGAAUGUAAGAAU
Messenger RNA from Actinia tenebrosa (Australian red waratah sea anemone), 2017 nucleotides. RefSeq lists its product as uncharacterized. The record is from RefSeq and is a predicted model, not a curated record. NCBI's taxonomy places the organism in Eukaryota, Metazoa, Cnidaria, Anthozoa, Actiniaria, Actiniidae.